Molecule: messenger RNA, 3018 nt
Organism: Ziziphus jujuba (common jujube)
Lineage: Eukaryota; Viridiplantae; Streptophyta; Magnoliopsida; Rosales; Rhamnaceae
Exons: 2
Coding region: 2404-2991 (195 amino acids)
Molecular function (GO): nucleic acid binding; RNA-DNA hybrid ribonuclease activity
Source: RefSeq, a predicted model, not a curated record
UUUUUGGUUCAAAGUGUUCAAAGGGUUCCACUUAUUAAAGAGUUUUUUAUUUUUUAUAGUUAAUAACUAAGGUAUAUAUUGCCAUAAUAAUUACAUGUCUUGUUUGCAUGAUGCUUGGUUGUUGGGAAUAGUUAUGUCUUCUAAUUUCUUUUUGUUGAGAGGGUGAAGGCUAGCUUUGAAGAAUUUGUAUUCCUUGUACUGAUCAGAUUUAUUUCCUUAAAUAAUCAUUAGAAAUUAUGUAUUUUUUUAGAUUAUAAAUCAUUAAUAAUGUUUCUACAUAUCAACUUAACCCCGCAAAGAAAAAUGUUACUGUAUAUCAACUAAUUCAUAUUACCAUCGGCAUAUAUAUAUAUAUAUAUAUACAUACAUAAUUAUACAUGUUCUCAUAUUGUCCUUGCACUGUAAUUAUUGGACCUUUUUUAAAAAAAUUUUUUUUUCCCAAUAAUGGAACAUGUUUGCUGUUGCGUGGGCUUUGUAAUGAAUUUUAAGCUUUUCAUAGCGACUAGAAAGUUCGAUACACAAAACACAAUGGUUUAAUUAUACGAUUUGGUGCAAUUGUGGAAUGUGAAUUACAUUUUAAGUCUCAUAGAGUUCCAAAAUAUACAAGGAUAUACUUGUUGCUUCUUAAAAGAUGAAGCAGGGGAGAUGCUAGACACACUUUAAAGUACGUAGCGAAUCUUAUUCGACUUGAAAAUCUUAUAUUAUAAUAUUUGAAAUGUUUAACUAUAAGGAGUUUUAUAUGAUUUAUAUUUGAUAGUCUCUUUCUGCUAAGUGUCUAGUGCCGGCUGAUGUGUAAUCUGUGAGAUAUUUUAUCGGAAUUACAUGUAAUUGGUGCUGGUAACGACGUCUCGCAAACUAAGAUUAUAUAUAUAUAUAUAUAUAGAUGUUAACCAUUAAAAAGUUUAUAUUUGUGAUGAGCACUGUUAAGUCUGUUCUGCUUUAUAUAGUUAGUGUGUCCAGAGCUGUGAUUAGUUAGAGUUUGAUAAGUUUUAGAAAUCCUUGUACAUGUAAUAAUCUCUAGAUAUUGGAGAGUGAGAAUCUCAACGCAGCCUCACAGGAUAGGAGUAAUUAGCACUUCCUGAUCUGUUUCCUUUUCCAGAAAUACUCUAUUGCAUUUCCUUAAUUUGGGGUUAAUUUGCGUUUUCAUUUUACUAUGAAAAAAGUUAUAAAUGCAUUUUUAUACCUCUAGUUGAGAAAGAAGCACUUCCUUUUUCAAUUUAUAACACUGCACUUUGGUCGAGUAUGGAUAUAUUUUUACGGUGGUUAGUAGUUUCAUCUCACGUUAUUCCCAUGUGAUCAAUAUUAAAAUAUAAUUUGGUUUGAUUUGUUGCAAUUUAGGAUCUGUAGUUUUAAUUUGUUGUAAUUUAAGGUCUUUAGCUUCAAAUAGUUACAUUUUACUACAUCUAAUCGUUAACCAAGAUUGUUUAUGGAGGGAAAAUUUGAUUGGACAAAAAUGUAACAAAUUACUACUUGAGAGCUAGAAGUCUUAAAUUCGAGGGUUUAAAGUACAACUUUAACUAUAGUGUUUUUUUUUUUUUUUUUUUGGUAAAGACAACUUUAACUAUAGUUGCAUAAAUGCAAUAAACCCCGUAAUAUGUUUGCUUAACCCUGCUCAUAAUAUCAAACUGGUGAAUCUUGGGGCACCUCAACGGUUCUUGAGCAUAAUUCCCCAACUCAUUGUUGACGUCCACGUUAUUGUGUGAUUGUUCAAUUUAUAUGGAUAUUUGUGUUUUCAUGAUCUUUACAUAAUUAAUUGUGUAUAUCUAUGUAUUGGAAGUAUAACAAUUUUGGCCUCCAUAUUUCUUGCUUUUGAAUAAUGAAGGAGAUCGGGAAUGACUAUCUUACUGUUGGAAGUUACCUAGCCAUUUUAGACCAAAAUGCAUUUUAAUAUCUUCAUCUUACAGAGUUUUCGUUUAGGAGGCGGUUAAAAAAAUUGACAUUUAAUACUCUUUGUUACCAAAACCUUUAAAUUUUAACUUUCCUUUUGAAAAUUUGUCAUGAAUUGAUUUUUCUGACUUUUUUUUUAUUUUUGUAAUUUCUAAAAUUGUUUUGAGAAAUUUUUUUUUUUAAUAAAACCUGAAAAAUUAAAAAUCACUGUUUUUUUCCGUCUCUUUCUAUCGUCCUCUUCUUCUUCUUCUAUCUCUCUCUUCUCUCUCUAAGAAAGAACACCAACAACGGCGGACUAUGGUGUUGCAAUCUCACUAUCCCAAGGUUGAGACCUCUCUCACACCUUCGAUGAUGACUCCGACAACAGUCCUCCAAGCAUCCCGAAUCUCUCCUACAGCACUGGCACAGGAGCCAUAGGAGGAUCAUCAUCAUCAUCAUCCAAGCCGAUAAAACCAGGUAGUGCCGGACCAGACGUUGCUUUUGGAGGUCUCGAAGAAACAGAAAGAACCCCAGCUGAUGGACACUAUCUCUCAUCUACAUGUGGAGUAUAAGGAAGCCUUACAACCACUGAUUCGUCAACGAUUACAUUCCGGAGAUCAUUGUUGGUUACCACCACAACCUGACAGCCUGAAAAUAAAUGUGGAUGCUUCUGUCAAAAAGGAAACUGGCAAAUUUGGAGUUGGCGUGGUUGUGCGUAAUGCUUCUGGAAUACUUAUGGGAGCCCCUGCUGAGCCCUUUGAAGCUUCUUGGUCAGUUAAACAUGCUGAACUUAUUGCUAUUCGUGAAGCACUGAGAUUUUGUAUUGAUAUGGGUUUUCACCAGGGUGAAAUUGUUAUUGACUGUAGAGAAGCUCUUCAAGCUGUUAAUUCUCUUCCAAUGAAUACCCAACUAGAUCCAGACUAUUUCUUAGUAGAAUCUCUGCAGGAGAUCUUCUCACUCCAUUCGGGUUUUAUUGGCUCUUUUGCAUCUAGGGAGGCCAAUAGAGUGGCUCAGUGUAUUGCACAAUAUGCUACUGGUUUAACUCAUUAUGAGUCAUGGCUUGAAGUUGGUCCACAGUGGCAUACUACUGUGCUUCAGGCUGAUAUUUGUAAUUCUUCUUUAUAAUUUAAAGUUAUGAUCUAUUUCUCUUCA